GUUCGUUGAGUCAGUUGUAAAAUACUGCCUACUACAUUUCUGACUUUCUUUCUGCCGUAUAGAUGUCACUCCACUCAGAAUCCACUCCCUCUCGUACGUGUAAUGAUGUUUCCAUCCUGCCCGAUGUUUAUUCCGUUCCCUUCAAAGCCUCUCCAGUGCCACUAUCUCACGGCAGAAUCAAAGAUCUCUUACGUUGCAACGACCCGCUCGUUGAAGCUGAAAAAAUGGCUUUACACUUACUGGUCGAUGAAGCGCCUGCUACUCUAGCAAAUCUGGACCAACAGAUCUUUGAAAUGCGCCAGACGCUCGACUCCCUUAUUCAGAAACGACAAGUCGUCGAAUCUGACUUUGACGAUGCUAAAACGAUUCUUCAUUCCAUACGUUCAAUGCCGCCGGACGUUCUAAAAGAAAUUUUCGCACAUUGCGUGCCUAAUUGGGAUGAAAUGAUUUCUGAAUCACCAGGCCCUGGCUGCGAUUAACUUCAUCCUCGCUGGGGACCAUGGGCGAGUUCUCAUGUCUGCAGAACAUGGAAAUAUAUCUCCCUCUCACAUCCACGCUUGUGGACAUGUAUUAGACUUGACUUCAGAAAGUAUGGAGCACUCAGUAUGAGAGCUGUCAUGACAAAAGUCGCC
Desarmillaria tabescens is the source of this 632-nucleotide messenger RNA. RefSeq lists its product as uncharacterized. The transcript has a single exon. The coding region runs from base 63 to 479 and encodes 138 amino acids. The record is from RefSeq and is a predicted model, not a curated record. Lineage: Eukaryota; Fungi; Basidiomycota; Agaricomycetes; Agaricales; Physalacriaceae.